Messenger RNA from Penicillium chermesinum, 873 nucleotides. RefSeq lists its product as uncharacterized. NCBI's taxonomy places the organism in Eukaryota, Fungi, Ascomycota, Eurotiomycetes, Eurotiales, Aspergillaceae. The transcript has a single exon. The coding region runs from base 1 to 873 and encodes 290 amino acids. The record is from RefSeq and is a predicted model, not a curated record.
AUGGACGCCCAAGCCUAUCUAAUGCGCCACGGCUGGUCCGGUCCCGGCAACCCCCUCAACCCAAACCAGCGCCCCGGACCGCACGGCGGCCUAGGCCUCACGAAGCCGAUCCUCGUCGCACGCAAAGCCAACAACCACGGCGUAGGCAAGAAGACCACCAAAGAUGCGACGAACCAGUGGUGGCUCCGCGGGUUCGAAGAUGCGCUCAAGGAUCUGGGCCAGGACAAACCGGUCGCGGCGCCGGGGAACGCGCUGACGAGUGAAUUAUACCGAUUCUUUGUUCGCGGGGAAGGCCUUGCGGGGACUAUGGAGGAUAACGAUGCUGCUGGCAGCGAUUCAAGGAGGAAGGAGAAGAAGGACAAGAAGGAGCAGGAGAAGUCAAAAUCCAAGCGCAAGCGUGAUGCGGAUGAUGAUGGCGAGCGCAAGGCGAAGAAGGAGAAGAAGGAAGAGAAGGCUGCGCGGAAGGAGGAGAAGCGCAGACGUCGGAAGCUCGAUGUCGAGUCUUCUGGUGAGUCCAGUGGACUGGAGAAGCCGAAAGAGAGCAAAGAGGAGCGUCGGUUACGACGGAAGCAAAAGAAGAAGGAGAAGAAGGAGAGGAAGUUGGCAAAAGAGGCUCGCAAAUCAGACGAAAACAGCCCGGGGGGAAUCAAGGAUCACACCAAGUCGAAGAAGUCGAAACGGGGUACACCGGAGGACGACUACCCCACGCCCAUGUCGACAGAACAAGAAACGGAUACCAUCGAGCUGAAGACCGAGGCGAAGAAGGAAAAAAAGAACAAGAAGUCACGGCGCCAAGAUGAGGAUGGUGACUCGAGGUCGAAAACGAAAGCUCAGAAGGAAAAGAAGGGAGAAAAGGGCACCAGCAAAGCCUGA